AGAAUGUGGAAAGAGCUUUACUUGAAGCUCCAAUCUCAUUGCCCAUCAAAAAAUGCAUGAAGGGAAGGUCUCCUGAAUUUCAUUCCUUCCACGAAAAGGCCACCAGCAGGUUGCACUCGUGCUUUCCAUCCAGCCUCAGGAGCAGCCCUCGCGUCUCAGCGGCUGCUCGUCUGAAUGGGCGCACGCGUGUUCAUGCUGGGACAGAAAUCCUCGUCUCAGCGCGAGGGAAGACGCGCCUGCACCGAGAUCCGCUCAGCGGAUCGCACGCCGGCUUUUAAUCCUACCCAACCCAGAACCUCUUGCCGUGGAAGGGUUAAGGACACCGAGCGGGAUUCCUAGAGAGGAAAUGAUGGGGGAGGCCGUGUCCUCCAGAGCCCCUCCUCCGCCGGCUCUUUGGCGACGGGCUGCGUCGGUGCUUCCCUUCGGGGAUCCGGACUUGGUAGUACCACCAAUUAGGACAGCCUUUGCCAGAAGAGGAAGGAGUCUCUUGGGCCCUGUCGGAGGCUUCCUUGGAGCACAGAAAGCAAAGAUGAAAGACGCAGCUGGCCCUGAAGCAGGAAGAAGUCUAUAUAUCAUCCAUGCUGGGAGCCCUGGGGAAUUCUGGGAAAGAAGAGCGCAGCAGGUCCUGGUUGAGGAGAACAAUCUCAGCUCAGCUGUGCAGCGCCAGCACUUCAGGCAGCUCUGCUACCAGGAGGCUGAGGGCCCCCGAGAUAUUUACAACCGACUCCGCAAUCUAUGUUGUCAGUGGCUGAAGCCAGAGCACCAUACAAAGAAUGAGAUCUUGGACCUGGUGAUCCUGGAGCAGUUCCUGGCUGUCCUUCCACCGGAGAUGGAGAACUGGGUGAGGGAAUGUGGAGCAGAGACCACUUCCCAGGCGGUGGCCCUGGCCGAAGGUUUCAUUCUGAGCCAGGCAGAGGACAAGAUGCAGGCAGAGCAGCAGGUCAAGGAUCUGUUUGCAGAAGAGACCACUGAUUUCCUGGAGCCACAGGAGGCACUAUCGGACACCAGAGAGUGUUCCCUGCAAAGGGGGAACGUUCAGGAGAGUGGCAGAUGUGCCAGUACACUUGGUGAUGAAAUGAGGCCAGCAAGACCUCCUCAACCGUCUCUUCUUUGUGAUGGAGAGGAAGCAGCUGCUGUGGAAGAGGAUCAGGGUCCCGUAUCCUUUGAGGAGGUGGCUGUGUGUUUCACCGAGGAGGAGUGGGCUUUGCUGGAUCCCCACCAGAGGGCGCUGCACAAGGAAGUCAUGGAGGAGAAUGGUCGGAUUCUCACCUCUCUUGUUCAACAGAGAAUGCACAGGUUUGUUCUGCACCACAAUCCUGUCAAGCAGGCUAGGCUUCAUGAGAGUGAUUCCGGACGUCCACCCACUGAGCUUGAUUUCUGAGCUGGGAGCUGAGCUCUGGGCUCCAGACACCCAAUCAAAUAGUCCAUAGAACACCAGCUGUCUGUUUAGCUGUUAUCAG
Rhineura floridana is the source of this 1460-nucleotide messenger RNA. Its product is annotated as zinc finger protein 213-like. The record is from RefSeq and is a predicted model, not a curated record. Gene Ontology annotation, biological process: regulation of DNA-templated transcription. Lineage: Eukaryota; Metazoa; Chordata; Lepidosauria; Squamata; Rhineuridae. The transcript has 7 exons. Bases 347 to 1381 code for a protein of 344 amino acids.